ACAUUCAACCAUGGAUGAGAUGGGGUUAUUAUAUUUCUCCCAUGAUGUAUGGACAGAAUGCCAUAGCCAUGAAUGAAUUUCUGGAUAAAAGAUGGAGCACGCCAAAUUCCGACCCUAGGUUUCCUGAACCUACUGUUGGAAAGGUUAUUCUUAAAGCCAGGGGGAUGUUUGUGGAUGACUACAUGUAUUGGGUUUGUGUGAUCGCACUCUUUGGAUUUUCUGUGCUCUUCAAUAUCUGCUUUAUAGCGGCUCUGGCCUACUUGAAUCCUUUGGGAGAUUCUAAAUCUGUUAUUAUGAAUGAUGAUGAUGAAGUGAAAAAAAAGAAGCGACCACUCUCCAAUGGGAAGAAACAGUCCACUGAUAGGAGUAUCAACAUGGGAGUGAGAAAUACUCCAGAUAAUGACAACUUAGAUGUCAAAGACAUUGCAACUAGAAAAAGAGGAAUGGAAAUGAAAAGCCGCGGCAUAGAGGAGGCUCGUCUCCAACUGUUACAAGACGUCAGUGGUGCUUUUAGGCCAGGUGUUCUAACUGCAUUGGUUGGUGUGAUUGGUGCUAGAAAGACCACCUUGAUGGAUGUGCUAGCAGGAAGGAAGACAGGUGGCUAUAUCGAAGGAUGUAUCUGCAUUUCUGGCUUUCCGAAGAAUCAAGCAACUUUUGCUCGUAUUAGCAGUUAUUAUGAACAGAAUGAUAUCCAUUCUCCGCAUGUCACUGUACAUGAGUCCAUUGGGUACUCUGCCUGGUUGCGCCUGGCUCCGGAUGUCAAUAAGGAAACACGAAAGGGAAUCAAGAAGAUUGCAUCAAUUCUACAUGCUUGGCUUUGGGAGGAAAGAGAGACCAGAUUGCUUGAAGAUUGCAUCAAUUUCAACAAGCUUGCAGUAUAGAAAAUUUUCAAGUAAUAUGUUGGUUAGCUUGUUUAUGGCUACCUUUGGUAACAGUGGACACCUGGGUACUAUAUGAACCCACUGUAAUUCUUGCAACCCUUUAAUGUAAUUUGUGUUUUUGUUGUUUCGAAAGCUGGUGUAAUGAAUAAUUGCUCAAUUGAAUGAAUUUGGUUAAUUACAUUGGCAACAUUGAAGUUUUAGAUUA
Messenger RNA from Rhododendron vialii, 1086 nucleotides. RefSeq names its product ABC transporter G family member 39-like. NCBI's taxonomy places the organism in Eukaryota, Viridiplantae, Streptophyta, Magnoliopsida, Ericales, Ericaceae. The transcript has 6 exons. The coding region runs from base 15 to 881 and encodes 288 amino acids. The record is from RefSeq and is a predicted model, not a curated record. Gene Ontology annotation, molecular function: ATP hydrolysis activity; ATP binding.